CCUGCGCGGGGUCCUUCCUCCGUCUGUCCGCGCCGGGGUCAUGGCGGCCGCCGUGGCUCUCCGUGGUCGGGCGCUGCUGUGGGCAGGAGCUGCUUUACCGCGUCAAGGAGGCGUCGGGGAGCUACUGCGGGCGCAAAUUGAAGGGAGCACCGCGGGACGCGACUUCAGCCUCUCUCAUCACCGGAACACGGUUAUCGUGGAGCGCUGGUGGAAGGUGCCGCUAGCCGGGGAGGGACGGAAGCCGCGCCUGCACCGGCGACACCGCGUGUAUAAGCUGGUGGAGGACACGAAACACCGGCCCAAGGAGAACCUGGAGCUCAUCCUCACGCAGUCUGUGGACGAAAUUGGAGUCCGGGGUGAUCUGGUUUCAGUGACGAAAUCCGUGGGUCGUAAUAAGCUCCUUUCUCAGGGACUGGCUGUGUAUGCAUCCCCUGAAAAUAAGAAGUUAUUUGAAGAGGAGAAAUUGCUGAGACAAGAAGGAAAACUGGAGAAGAUCCAGACGAAGGUUGGAGAGAUGACAGUGAAAUUUCUGAGAAAUUGUCAUCUAGAAGUGGGAAUGAAGAACAAUGUCAAAUGGGAACUAAACCCUGAAAUCGUUGCCCGCCAUUUCUUCAAGAAUCUUGGUGUUGUGGUUGCCCCGCAUGCUCUGAAGUUACCAGAGGAACCUAUCACUCGGUGGGGCGAGUACUGGUGUGAUGUGACUGUGAAUGGAAUCGACACUGUGAGAGUUCCCAUGUCUGUAGUGCUCUUUCAGAAGCCCAAGACUAAAAGAUAUAAGCACUGGUUAGCCCAGCAAGCUGCCAAGAACAUGGACCCCACCAGCUCCCAGACAGUCUGAAUGUUCUCUGCCCCCAAGUCCAUAAAACAGAGUCAGAAGAGCAUUGGAGUAUAAUGGGCCAGUGUGUGAAACUGUCCCAUCUCUGAGCAAGAUGGAUCGUGGAGAGCAUGUGUACUCAGGCUGAACUGUACAUACAUGUAAGGUUCUCCAUGUUUGUCAUCUCUGCCCUCAGUGCUCAUCACACCCAACUGUAUUGCAACAUUCUGCGAGCAGGAGCUUUUAUAAGCUGAAUAUCAGUGACUGGCAGUCUUCUUAGCCGUCUCUUCUGUUGGAAAGUGCAUGGGAACAAGUGAAGGGGCCUAGUCAUUGUUCUGACAGUUGCUUUCGUCUCAUCCAGAUUGUGUCUCAUGCAGAAAUAAAGGACUUCAGUUGAUUUUUGAGCAGGUUACCAAGUAAGGUGUCUUGAGCCAUGGAGUCUGGUACAAAGAAGGAAAUGACAACCAUUCUGAGUCCUACAGUUGCCAUGAGCAGGCUACUCUGCAUAUAGCCAAUAUAUCUGCUCUUAAAACUUUCUCUUUCUCCAUGUGAGUGACACAUGGAUUCCACCAAGAUCUGAAUAAGGCCUAAGGAUGAUUGACAGAGAAAGUGAAGCUGGGGUUUAAAAAGUUUAAAAGGAGUUCUUAACCAGCUGCUGACAUUCCAUAAAUAAACCUUGAUUUUUCCAGACUGAGAAUAAGCAGGAGAUGAUGAUUCAAGACUAGAUGUUGUAGGCUGGGCAUGGUGGUAGACACCUUUAAUCCCAGCAUUCAGGAAGAGAGCCACUGUGGACUAGCUGGACCACAAGCUGUAAGCCUCCCUAAUAAAUCCUCUUUAUGUGCAGUUCUGUUCUUCUAGAGCAACAGUUUUCAACCCUGGGGGGUCAUAUUAGUAUCCUGCAUAUCAAAUAUUUACAUUAUGAUUCAUAACAGUAGCAAAAUUAAAAUUAUGAAAUAGCAACAAAAUAAUUUGUGGGUGGAGAUCACCACAACAUGGGGAACUAUUUUAAAGGGUCACAGCAUUAGGGAGGCUGAGGAACACUCCUAGAGAACCCUGACUAAUAGGAUACUUUUCUAGAGACCUGAGUUUGGUUCUCACCACCUACAUUAAAUAGCUCAUAACCACCUAAGACUCUACCUCCAGGGAGUUCUCACCAGUGCCCUUAUCUCUGGGCACCCACACAUUGUUCAUACACACAAUUAAUUUAAAAAAAACUUUUAUAAGACUCAUUAAUGAACACUACAGGCAUGUGCCACUGAGCCCAGUUACCCAUACACGUUUUUUUAAAAGUACUUAUUCUUAUUUUGACCAGUUUCUAGUCUAUAUUAACCAUUGAAACAGUGAAGUUUCUCUGGCCAAAGCCUUGAGCUGCACUAGAUUAAAGGCUUAAACCUAAGUGUGAAAAUAAUAACAGCCCUAAACAAGGUAUUUUUGUCACCUCCUCCAAGACUAGGGCACAUCAAGGAAUAGGGAGGAGAGCAAUUAUAAGAUUCCAGGUGGGUGGGUGGGAAGAGUGCUGGAAAUGAUACAUUCUGGACAUAACAGCCAUUGUCAUGAAUAGCAAUUAUGACAUGCAUAAAAAGACAGGCAUGGUGGCGCACACAUUUAACCCCAGCACUUGGGGCAGAGGCAGGUGAUCUCUGAGUUUGGAGCCAGCCUGGUCUCUGUAACCAUUUGUAAGCCAGCCAGAGCUAUGCUGUGAGAUCAUGUCUCAAGAGAACAAAGAAGAUAAAAGGGUCUGGAGAGAUGGCUCAGCAGUUAAGGGUACUACUGUUCAUGUAGAGGAUUGGCGUCUCUGGCCUUCCAGGCACUGAACACAAGUAGACACGUGCAGCAAAUACCUAUACGGGUAAAAAUAGCAUUUAAAAAAAAAUAGGCCCGGAAAGAUGGCUCAGUAGUUAGAGUACUUGUUGCUCCAGUAGAGGACCCAGGUUCGAUUCCCAGCAACCACAUAGCUGCUCACAAUCAUCCAUAACUUAAACUCCAGGAAUCUGAUGCCUUUUUCUGAUCUCUGGUCACAAAUGAAUAUGGUAUGGAUACAUACGUGUAAGCAAAAUAAUCAUACAUAAAAUAUUUUGUUAAAAUACA
Molecule: messenger RNA, 2902 nt
Organism: Meriones unguiculatus (Mongolian gerbil)
Lineage: Eukaryota; Metazoa; Chordata; Mammalia; Rodentia; Muridae
Gene: Mrpl9
Product: mitochondrial ribosomal protein L9
Exons: 7
Coding region: 41-838 (265 amino acids)
Biological process (GO): translation
Cellular component (GO): ribosome; mitochondrion
Molecular function (GO): structural constituent of ribosome
Source: RefSeq, a predicted model, not a curated record